Messenger RNA from Lachancea fermentati, 954 nucleotides. Lineage: Eukaryota; Fungi; Ascomycota; Saccharomycetes; Saccharomycetales; Saccharomycetaceae. The record is from the annotation of a GenBank genome assembly.
AUGAGGCUCCUAUGUAUCUUCCAACAUCAGUUUAGGAGAACCUUGACGGUUGACGUUCGUAAGCGGCUUUUUGCAAAAUGUCUGAAUCGGGAGUUCGACACUUUACUGGAAGAGGUUAGAUCUAUUCCUAUCAAGACCUUAGAAGAGAGCUUUUUGAGUUUAUACUUGACAAAAAGUGUACAAUAUGCCCAUGUACCUUCGAUAGAUUAUCUUUGGUACCGAUGUAUUAUAAGACAUAACUUACUUGUUGUUAAACCACAGAUUCUUUGCGAUAUCGGCAACAUAGCCCUACAAGAAAAUAAGUUCUUUAUGGUAGAACAAUUGUACAAGCACUUCACUAUAUUUCAUAGCAAGUGCCGAAGCUCAGAAGCCUAUAAGCUCGAGCUUUUAAGAUAUAAAGUUGAGAGUUUCGCUAAAGGCACAGGCGACUCAACUACAUUCCAAGAGAAAUGGAAGGUUUUCAUAGAAGACAUCGAUCAUCAGAUAAGUCCAGAGUGGCCUCUAAGUGUUCAUAAUUUUCCAUAUCUCACUUCAGCUUUGGAGGACCACGGAAGGGAACUACCUUUACAGCUUCUGCUGUCCGAAAAAAAACUGAGCAUACGGAAUAAAUGGACCCUGCCAGUUCUGCUUAAUAUGAUCAUGUUACACAAAAAUGUGGAUCAAGAGUUCAAGAUGAAUUUAUUUCAAUUGUUUCACCAAAGACACAAACAUUUGAAUUAUGACGAGACCUUGACCAUUUUGUUCAGAAAUUGUAAGGACGAGCCCUAUCGAGCGUCCAGUUUGAUGGAUUUUGUGAAGAAGAAUGGGCUGUCACUUACGCAUCUUGCUGCUAAGUUUUUUCUGCGUAGCAUACAGGGCACUGAGUAUUCAUUUCGAUCGGCAGAUUACAUCAAUGCCAUUAAAGAUCCCGACGCAUUCCUAGAAAAACUCCACAACGGAAAAAUAAUCCUAUAA